AUGACGUUUCAAACAGGAAAACGACUAAGGGCUUUACGAGAGCUAUUGGAAUCUGAAAGAUAUAAUAUAGAUGCCUUUCUUAUUCCUUCAGAAGACGCUCAUCAAAGUGAAAUUACCUCGGAAUGCGACUUACGAAGACAAUGGAUUUCAGGGUUUAGUGGUUCUGCAGGCCUUGCUCUUGUCACAAUGACAGAAGCUAUUCUGUUUACUGAUGGUAGAUACUUCCUGCAAGCAGAGGAUCAGCUUGACGAAAACUGGACAUUGAUGAAACGAGGCCUUCCUGGUGUACUUACUUGGCAGGAAUACCUCGUAAAGGAACUUCCACCAGGUAGUCGUAUUGGUAUAGAUACAACCUUGAUAACCAUUACUGAUGCUCAAGAGCUUAAUGAGCAGUUAAAAGCAGUCCAAUCAGAACUCGUACCUGUCAGCCCAAAUCCAGUGGAUGUUGCCUGGGGAUCGAACCGACCAUCAAGAUCGCAUGAUAAGGUCUUUAUUCAUCCACUCGAGUUUGCGGGUCAGGAUUAUAAAGAGAAAUUGGAUAAGGUACGCAAGUAUCUGUUUGAAAAGAAGCAGCUUGGUGUGAUCGUAUCAGCACUAGACGAAGUCGCUUGGUUGUUCAAUUUAAGAGGUUCAGAUAUUGACUGUAGCCCUGUAUUCUACGCUUAUGCCGUUGUCACUCUGACGAAGGUUGUACUUUAUAUCCAGCCUGAAAAACUCACCGAGUCGGUUCGACAGCAUCUGUGUGAUGUUCAGAUAAGACCCUACGAUGCCAUUUUUGAGGAUUUAAAAAACAUGGAAUUGGUAGAUGAUCAAAAGAUGUACGUCGAUCAAAACACAAGUAUGGCUAUUGCUUCGGCUAUUGGUUUAGACAAUAUUGUGAUAGAACGCUCUUAUAUUAAUGAUCUGAAGGCCAUCAAGAAUAAGACGGAGCUUGAAGGCAUGCGAGCAUGUCAUAUUCGUGAUGGAGUCGCGCUUGUUCAAUUCUUUGCCUGGUUAGAGCAGCAGUUACUGGCAGGAGAGACAAUUGAUGAGGUUCAAGCUGCAGAUUGUCUAGAGGCACUACGCGCUUCUCAGCAAGACUAUGUUGGGCUUUCUUUUCCUACCAUUUCUAGCUCUGGACCUAAUGGCGCCAUUAUCCAUUACGAGCCUGAACGGAAUAAUUGUAGAGUCAUUGAUCCUAAGCAGAUCUAUUUAUGUGAUUCAGGAGCUCAGUAUAAGGAUGGAACAACAGAUGUAACUCGAACAUAUCACUUUGGCCAGCCAACUGCGUUUGAAAAGACCAGCUUUACUGCCGUUUUGCAAGGACACAUUGCUCUAGAUACUGCUAUAUUCCCUACAAACACAACCGGCUAUCUUUUAGAUGCAUUUGCAAGAAUGCCCCUUUGGAAAUUAGGCUUAGAUUAUCGACAUGGUACUGGACAUGGUGUGGGUUCAUUCUUGAACGUACACGAAGGGCCACAUGGUAUUGGUAUGAGGACAGCCUUUGAUGUCUCUUUAGAGCCUGGUAUGACAGUAACCAACGAGCCUGGUUACUAUGAAGAUGGUCAAUUUGGUAUCCGUAUUGAAAACGUUUUGCUUGUUCGAAAGGCUUCUCAUAUCGAUGCUGACUAUUUAGAGUUCGAGCAUGUCACUAUGGUACCUAUUGGACUGAACUUGAUUGAUCAGGAUAUGCUAUCUCCAGCUGAAAAGAAGUGGAUCAACGAUUAUCAUGCAGAGUGUUUCAAACAACUUAGUCCUCUGUUGGCUUCAGAUCCUGUAGCAACUGCAUGGCUUAAAAAAGAGACUCGUCCACUGUAA
Molecule: messenger RNA, 1797 nt
Organism: Rhizopus microsporus ATCC 52813
Lineage: Eukaryota; Fungi; Mucoromycota; Mucoromycetes; Mucorales; Rhizopodaceae
Product: putative Xaa-Pro aminopeptidase P
Exons: 5
Coding region: 1-1797 (598 amino acids)
Molecular function (GO): metalloaminopeptidase activity
Source: RefSeq, a predicted model, not a curated record